AUCUAUGACAAGGAAAUUUUAAUUUUAAAGAACUCUACUCUGUCGUUUGCUCACUGAAUCUGAAAAAGUGAAAAGAAAAUUAUAAUUUUCAUUAUAAUUUACGUGCAUUUAUCUAUACGUAUUACUUAUUAAACGCAAAAUAACUUCAAUCAAGAUAUUGAGAAAUUAUGACCUUAUUAACUAAUAUCAGCAUGACAUUUUUCAUUACAAGUUUAUUGUUGUGCUUCAUUUUGUCCACUAACAGUGAUGUACUAGCAAACGAAGAUGAUGCAGAAAGUAUUUCUAAAAUUGGCCAAGGAGUUGGCCAUAUUAUGAAUAUUGAAUACUGUUAUUCCUGUGGAUACAAAAAAGUUUUUGAUGACUAUGCUGGUAUAAUUCAACAGAAAUAUCCAGAAAUUUCUGUAAUGGGUGAAAAUUAUGACCCACCAGGAUUUAACAUGUAUCUCUCAAGAAUUAUUGGUAUUGGCAAAAUGAUAUUCAUCAUGUGUAUACUGAGCGGUUUUAAUAUCUUUGCUUGGUUGAACAAACCACAGCCUGCUUGGUGGGGUUGGUGCUUGGACAACAAAUUGUAUGCUUGUAUGAUGAUGUUCUUUUUAUUUAACAUGAUAGAGGGUCAGCUGGUCUACUCCGGUGCAUUUGAAAUUUCUCUAAAUAACAUUCCACUGUGGUCUAAGCUAGAAACUGGUAGGAUUCCUCAGCCACCAGAACUGUUUCAAAUUAUUGACAACACUCUGCAGUUUACAAAAAUUGAUUUGCCCAAUAACAAUUUUGUUCAAUAAUAAUGUAAAAAAAAAUGAAAUUUUAUUAAUUUCAUGUAACAGAUGUUCCGUGAAUUUUUGAUAGAUAAAGUAAAUAACAAAAUCUAUAUUUGUGUAUGUGAUCAAAAGUAUGUUUAGAGAAAAAGUAAAACCAUUGUAAAUAAAGUGAUAUUUUAUUCCUCUUAUUAAUAUAAUAAUUAAUAUAGUUGCAUUACAGUUCAAAUAAAAGAAGCAUUGUACCAAAUCAUUUAGUUACAUCUUAUCUUAUCAUGUAAACUGAAUGGCCUUCAUUUGAUUUCUUAAACUAAGCUUAUGCUAUGUGAUGCAGAGGCAAUGACUGAUGUACAGUCAAAUAUCUAUAGUUCUUAUGUGUUUACUGUUUAGUGUGAAUAAUACUACUAUUUGGAAACAAUUGUAAAGAUAAAGCAAAGAAUACUGAUACAAAAUUAUCUAGUCAGAUAAUAAUGAUUAUUUCCAUAACAUUGUUAAUACAAAAGAAGCUUUGUAAAAUCUGUUGAAAUAAAUAAUUUAGAAGAAAUAAUAA
Messenger RNA from Bicyclus anynana (squinting bush brown), 1302 nucleotides. It is a transcript of the gene SelT, whose product is annotated as thioredoxin reductase-like selenoprotein T homolog CG3887. The record is from RefSeq and is a predicted model, not a curated record. Lineage: Eukaryota; Metazoa; Arthropoda; Insecta; Lepidoptera; Nymphalidae. Gene Ontology annotation, cellular component: endoplasmic reticulum membrane. Gene Ontology annotation, biological process: cell redox homeostasis. Gene Ontology annotation, molecular function: thioredoxin-disulfide reductase (NADPH) activity. The transcript is spliced from 3 exons. Bases 168 to 779 code for a protein of 203 amino acids.